This is a messenger RNA of Prinia subflava (tawny-flanked prinia), 2910 nucleotides long. RefSeq names its product BTB domain containing 17 (gene BTBD17). The coding region runs from base 1 to 1779 and encodes 592 amino acids. Lineage: Eukaryota; Metazoa; Chordata; Aves; Passeriformes; Cisticolidae. The transcript is spliced from 3 exons. Gene Ontology annotation, molecular function: protein binding. The record is from RefSeq and is a predicted model, not a curated record.
AUGAGCCGGGGGGAGCGGGAGGCCACCGAGCUGUGCCCUGAAUGCAAAGACCCCGGCACAAAGGGCCGCGGCCACGCGUGGGGCUCCGGCGCGGCGGUGCCAGCGGCAGGUGCCGCACGGCGACGGCCCAGCUGUGCAGCACCCCGGGGUGCGGGGCUGGGGGUCAGGGUGGGAUGCAGGGAGGCUGGAAGUCGUUCCCGUGGCAACGGCCGGUCCCACUUUCCACCAAUCGAUGCGGCGGCGCGGGCGCGCGGGCCGGGAGGGCGCGUGGCCUACAUAAGCCCCGGGCGCGCAGCGUGUGCUGCACCCGGCAGAUGCGCCUGCGACGCCAUGGCCAGGCUGACGGGCACCCGGCCCGUGGCCACCCGCCGCUGGGGCUGUGCCGCCGCCUUCCUCCUCCUCCUCUUCACCGUGCAAGCCGCCCAAAAAGCCGACUUUAGCGGGGACUCCACGGCGGCCACCAUCAACCACUCGCUGACGCUGCUGCAGCGGCUGCAGGAGCUGCUGCAGAACGGCAACGGCAGCGACUCGGUGCUGCGGGUCCGCUCGGCCGCCUCCGACGAGCCCAAGGUGUUCCACACGCACCAGCUGCUGCUGAGCCUCCAGAGCGAGGUCUUCGAGAGCCUCCUGCGCAACCAGAGCGUUGUGACCCUGUACGAGCCCCCCGAGACUGCUGCGCUCUUCGAGAAGUUCAUCAGGUACCUGUACUGCGGGGGGGUCUCCAUCCUGCUGCACCAGGCCAUCCCCAUGCACCAGCUGGCCAGCAAGUACCGUGUCUGGGGGCUGCAGCGCGGCGUGGCCGAGUACAUGAGGACCCACCUGGCCAGCGAGUCGAGCCAGGGCCACGUGGUGGGCUGGUACCACUACGCCGUGCGCGUCGGGGACGCGGCGCUGCAGGAGAGCUGCCUGCAGUUCCUGGCCUGGAACCUGUCGGCGGUGCUGGGCAGUGCCGAGUGGGGCUCGGUGAGCGUGGAGCUGCUGCUGCUGCUGCUGGAGCGCUCCGACCUGGUGCUGCACAGCGAGCUGGAGCUCUACACCGCCGUGGAGGGCUGGCUGAGCCGCCGGCAGCCCGAGGCACCCGUGGCCGAGCGGGUGCUGCGCGCCAUCCGCUACCCCAUGAUCGCGCCCAGCCAGCUGUUCCGGCUGCAGGCGCAGUCGGCGGUGCUGGCGCGGCACCGCGGCGCGGUGCAGGACCUGCUCUUCCAGGCUUUCCAGUUCCACGCCGCCUCCCCGCUCCACUUCGCCAAGUACUUCGACGUCAACUGCAGCAUGUUCCUGCCCCGCAACUACCUCGCGCCCAGCUGGGGCUCCCAGUGGGUCAUCACCAACCCGGCGCGGGACGACCGCAGCACCAGCUUCCAGACCCAGCUGGGGCCCAGCAGCCACGACGCCGGCAAGAGGGUGACGUGGAACGUGCUGUUCUCGCCGCGCUGGCUGCCCGUCAGCCUGCGCCCCGUGUACUCGGACUCGGUGGCGGGCGCCAUCCAGCCCGUGCGCAUCGAGGACGGGCGCCCGCGCCUCGUCAUCACCCCGGCCAUGAGCAGCCCCGACUUCGCCGGCGUCAGCUUCCAGAAGACCGUGCUGGUGGGCGUGCGGCAGCAGGGCCGCGUGCUGGUCAAGCACGCCUACAGCUUCCACCAGAGCUCGGACGAGGCGGCCGAUUUCCUGGCGCACGCCGACCUGCAGAAACGCACCUCCGAGUACCUCAUCGACAACUCCCUGCACCUCCACAUCAUCAUCAAGCCUGUCUACCACUCCCUCAUCAAGGUGAAGAAGUAACGGGGCACAGCUGAGUCCUGCCAUGCUGGCCCCAGCGCCACGGGGGGAACGCCUGGUCCCGUAGGUAGAUGGGGGUCCCCUCGCUGGGGGGCCCCAGGACUGUGCUCUGCACUGCCAACCCCUCCCUGAGUGUUCCCCUGCCACGGCCCGUCCCCAUCGCUGUCCCUGGGGAUGGGGGAUGCUGGGAGCACCCCAGACCCAUGUAGGGGCUGUGGGAGGUGAAAAGUGCAGCCCACGGGCACAUCACAGACCCCAAGGGGUGCGGGGAUGGGGACAGGGACAGCCCAUCCUUCCCGUGGGGCAGGCCCGGGGUCCCUCUGUGUGGGCAGCUGGGUCCAGCUCAGGAGCAAAUGGAGCUGCCCAGUCUGGGGGUGAGGGGCCCAUCAGCCUCCCCCAGUGGAGCAGGGGUGUGGGUCACUGUCCUCACUGGUGGUGACAGCUGCCCCAUCCCUGUCCAGGUACCCCCACCCCUUUCCUAAUAAAGCAGAAAAUGAGUGUGGGACGUGUGGGGCAUCUUUGGGGUGAUGCUGCUCCCCAGCUCAGCUCCCUCUAAUGGAACUCCUGGGAAGGAAAACUCCCAUCCAGGCUCGGAUACAUUUCCCUGUGGGGAUCUGGGUCCCUGCUUGGGACGGGUUUGGCAUGGGGAGAGCUGGCCCUGGCAGGGCUGGCGCAGGGUGCUGCACAGGCACUCAGGAGAAUCACAGACAGGAGCCCAGUGCCUGGGGAAGGGGCACAGCAGCCCCCCAGGGCUGGGUUGGGGUGGGUGAUGGCCCCUGAACCCUGUCCUGGCAUCGCUCACCCACGGGUGGAUUCAGCCCCUGAGCAGAGCCUGGGGAAGGGUCCUGCUGGGGGCUCCCCCUCAGCCCACAGAGAGCCAUCACCUUUGUGAUGUCCCCAUCGCUGUGACAGUGCUGCUGGCAGCUCGUUAAUGAUUAAUUAAGAGGGGUGAGGAGUCGAGGUGGCUGCCGGUUCUAUCAGCAGGGCUUUGUUUACCCAGCGCUGAUAACCCAGCCCGGGGGUUGCUCCUGUGGGGACAUGGGGCUCUCCAGCUGUGAACGGCCCCGAGGGGACUGGGGCCCCCCUGCUGCCACCAGCCACCCUGCUGUGCCCUGCUCCGUGGCCUGGGGACAC